This is a messenger RNA of Gallus gallus (chicken), 5869 nucleotides long. RefSeq names its product sperm antigen with calponin homology and coiled-coil domains 1 (gene SPECC1). Bases 135 to 3245 code for a protein of 1036 amino acids. NCBI's taxonomy places the organism in Eukaryota, Metazoa, Chordata, Aves, Galliformes, Phasianidae. Gene Ontology annotation, biological process: actin cytoskeleton organization. Gene Ontology annotation, molecular function: protein binding. The record is from RefSeq and is a predicted model, not a curated record. The transcript is spliced from 15 exons. Gene Ontology annotation, cellular component: microtubule organizing center; cytoskeleton; filamentous actin.
GGCGGCCGUUGGGGCCGGUGCAGCUGAGGUGAGCGCUCCGGCUGCCCGAGCAUCCUCGAGGGCGGCAGCGGAGGAGGAGGCGGCGGAGGCGGCGGUAGCAGGGUCUGUAGACUGAGUUGCUCAGGGGGGGAAAAAUGAAGAGUACUGCCAGGCCUUGGAGUGCAGUGUCAAAGCAAGGAAGUCAUGGGGUUGACAGAGGAAAGUCACUUUCCACUGCUUCAUCAGGAAUGAAGACAUCCAAGUCCUCGACUUCACUAGCUUUUGAAUCUCGGCUCAGCAAGCUGAAGAGGGCAUGCAGUGAUGAUAUGCUUACAAAACCGGGAGUGACAGCAGCUUCUGGAGUUUCUAGGCUGAAGAAGACCAUUACAACCGGAGCAAUUUCUGAGCUUGCUGAGAGUCGGCUGAAGCCCAGUACAGGAACGGUUUCAACUGCAAAGCGCACAGGGAUUCCAGCACCCCGAGAAAUAUCAUCCUCUGUGUCAAGGGAGAGAGCUGUACUGCGUGGCCAAGCCAAUACAAGGAAAACUCAGCCCAGCCCCACCUCUUCUGGUACACCGACUCCUACCAAACAUGUGCGCCCCACUAGCAAGUCCAAGCAAGAGAGUGAAACUGGUGACAAGGCUGUUUUGGAAUCUCAGGUUAAAGAACUCCUGGCAGAAGCCAAGACAAAAGAUUCUGAAAUAACCAAACUCCGUUGUGAACUGAAGAAAUGCAAAGAGAAAGGGUCGCUUAACCCUGAAGGGAUGGGUGCUUCAGACCAAAACGUAGAAACCUUGUCACCUGUUGACAUAGAUCCACUAAUACGGACCCUUCAGGAAAAAAACAGGACUUUUCAGAAAGAGCUUGCUAGCCUGGGAGAAGAAAAUCGUGUUUUGAAAGAGAAAUUGCUUUAUCUAGAGAACUCUCCUCUGUCAGACACAACAACAAGCAGUGGCGGUGACAGCAGCCUCCCUACCCCAACUACCCAAGAAUCCAGUUUUGGAAGCCCAUCAAAAAAUGUAUUGAGAGGUGAAACAGUUGAGCACAGGCAGCGAGUGAAUGGGGGUACGCUGCGCAAUUCCGCUUCUUCCAGCAGCGAUGUAACUAAAGCUUCCUUGUCACCCGAUGCGUCUGAUUUUGAACAUAUAGCAGAUAUACCUUCCAGGCCAGCGUCCUCCAACAGCAACCACUUCAAAGGCUCCAAAUGCUCCACUACAGGAAGUUCUCCAAACAAUAUUAGUGACCUUUCUGUUGCAUCUCUUACGGAGAAAAUACAAAAAAUGGAGGAGAAUCACCAUAGCACAGCAGAAGAAUUACAAGCCACUUUGCAGGAGCUGUCAGAUCAGCAACAAAUGGUGCAGGAGCUGACAGCAGAAAAUGAGAAGCUGGUGGAGGAGAAAGCUCUCCUGGAGACUUCUUUUCGUCAACAUAGAGACAGAGCAGAACAGCUGGGUCAAGAAAAUGAAAAGCUUAUGACUCUCCUCCAAGAGCGAUCCAAGAGUGAAGAGAGCAGAGCUCAGGAGGGUAAAGUCCUCGAACUGGAACAGAAGUGUGCAGAAGUUCUUGAAAAAGCACAAUUUGAAAGAGAGAAAUUGCUCAACAUUCAGCAACAAUUAACCAGCAGCCUCCGAAGCUUGGAAAGGGAGCAUCAAGAUGCCCAGCAGGUUAUUAAAGGCCUGAGAGAUGAAAACGAGAAGCUGCUUAAACUUCUAGAAGUGGAACAGCAGAGCAACAGCACAGUGACAAAAACUCUGGAGGACUGUAAAAUUGCAUUGGAAGGUCUAAAGAUUGAGAAUGGAUCUCUAAAAACCCAGCUGGAGAGUGAGAAACAAAAGGCUGCAGAAAUCAACGCCAUGGGAUGCACUACUGACAACUCUGAGGUGCAGGAGCUGCUGAAAGUAGCCCAUGCAGAAAAGGAUCAGUUGGAAGCAUCUUGCACUGAGCUUAAGCAAGAGCUGCUGAAAGCCAACAGUGAACUGAAGCAUGUUCAGGGUCUGCUAUCUAAGGCUGAGAAUGAGUGUGGUCAGCUGAAGGAGGUGUGUGAGCGGCAGGCUGAGCAACUGAGCAGAACCAGCCAGAAGCUGCAGGAAAAAACAUCAGAGAAUGAAGCAGACAUAAAGAACCUAAAGGAGACAAUUUUUGAGUUGGAGGACCAGGUGGAGCAACAUCGUGCUAUCAAACUUCACAACAACCAGAUCAUCAGUGACUUAGAAAGUAAAACUAUGAAGCUGGAAGAGCAAAAACAAGAUAUAGAGAGGCAGCUGAAGGCUCUGACUAAGCAAAUGAAGGAAGAUACAGAAGAAUGGAAGCGUUUUCAAGCUGAUCUACAGACUGCAGUGGUUGUAGCCAAUGAUAUUAAAUGUGAAGCCCAGCAGGAGCUCCGUGUAGUAAAGAGAAAGCUUCAGGAGGAAGAGGAGAAGAGUGCCAGGCUGCAGAAGGAACUCGAUGAAGUGAAGGGCAACAACAGGCUGACAGCUGAAGAGGUAGAAUCUAUAGAGACAGAUACAGCCAACCGCUGGCAAGGAGUUUGCAUUAGCAGAGCAUCUCCCACACCAUCAGAAUCUGCAGCCACUGUGAAGUCUCUGAUAAAAUCAUUUGACUUGGGAUGCUCAGGUAGCACUGGACAAAACAUCACAGUUCAGAAGGUCCCUAGGAGUCCUCUAAGUGGAAUUCCAGUGAGGACAGCCCCUGCAGCUGCUGUUUCCCCCAUGCAGAGACAUUCUGUUUAUAAUAAUACAAAGCCAGCCAGCAAAGGUGUUGUCAAGCACACAGAUCUUUCAGACCUUCCCCUUGCAGACCUUCUGAAGGGGAGAAACGAAGAGCUGAAACCGGACCAUUACCUCCGUAAAAGCCCCUCCCUGGAAUCCCUGAGCAAACCCCCCAUGGCCUUCAGCAGCAGAAUGCUUAACUCUACCCCCAGCAGCUUGAAACCCCAAAGCAAACUCAGUGUGGAGAGAAAGGACCCGUUGGCAGCCCUAGCCCGGGAGUAUGGUGGUUCAAAGAGGAAUGCUCUGUUGAAAUGGUGCCAAAAGAAGACCGAGGGCUACCAGAAUAUUGAUAUUACCAACUUCAGCAGCAGCUGGAGUGAUGGGCUGGCCUUCUGCGCUCUGCUGCACACGUAUUUGCCUGCACAUAUUCCUUACCAAGAGCUCAACAGCCAGGAUAAAAAGAGAAAUCUGCUGUUAGCAUUUCAAGCUGCCGAAAGUGUGGGCAUCAAACCCAGCUUGAGUCUGGAAAACAUUUCAAAGUCAGAGGGCUCCACGUGAUCCAGAAAAGAAAGAUCAUCUUAACCCUCUGAUCGCUGGAAGUGCAUGUGUUCCGUGUGGCUGUCCAGAUGUAAGCUACAUACAUAUGUUAUCUAAUAUAUCAGUUUCAUUUGCUUCAAGCACUGUUUUGACACUUAUUCUAAUCUGUUUACCCCAGACUUACUAGCUUUACAAAGCAUUCUGCUGCUUGAUCUGAUGGCUUUCAAUUUUGAAAUCAGUUUUACAAAGCACUGUUUCUGUCUCUUUGCAGCUUAUUUACUCAUGCCUCCCCCAGCAGCAUAGUCCAAACUCUAAUUCUACACAGUUCUAACAGUAUAUUCAUAAAAACACCUUCCCUUACCUGGGAGUUGGAACAAGGAGUUGUGGAGAACAAGAUAUCAUCAGUUUUACCAUUUGUUCUAUGUUACUUUCCAGCCUUCAAACCUGCAAAACACUCACUUUGAAAUGCUGACAAUUGGAGAUUGAGAUACCCUUCCAGGUCAUUUUCUGAGACGAAGAAUUGGGUUUAUAGGUUCAUUUCAGCUGCUGCAUUGUUGUGUAUUUUUUUCCCUUUGGAACGUUUCACUGUUAGAUCUGCAGACCUAGAUUUUUAGAAAAGCCCAUUGCUUUUUGAGGCUGCCUAAAAGUCUGAAUAUAAAUUUAAGUUUGUCCUGUAUAAGCUGCUGCAGAGCAGCGUGGUGUUCAGAAAAUAGAAAGCGUCUGUGAGUUCUUUUAAGGCAUCUCAAAUUGGAAUUGAAAAAUUAAAGUUCUAGCUGCCAUUAAUGUUACAGGACUUAUUAAGAUAAGCUACAGUGUAUGGGAAUAGUCUCUGAAGAUUGCUAAAUUGGAACACACGAUGAUGAUGUGAUAUGGAUGGUAUCAGCAACAGCUUGCCUAAACUACCUAAAUCCUCUCUGGCUUCGCCUCUUAGGAGCAAUAGAUUUUUUCUCUGAUGUGGGCGGAUGGAAUUGGUUUAUCAUGUGCUCCUUAAAUGUACAGUAGCUCUAAAACGUAACUGCUUUUAUUUGUGUCCUUGGGUAGUCUGUCAGACUCCAAGAAACCAUAAGGCUGAUUUUGGUUGAGCAUGUGAGAAAAAUGUUUAGGAUGGGGAUUUCAGUGGAGUUCCAAGGAGGGAUAUUGUGUUGUGUGACUGUUUCACUACAGCUGCUAGAGGAAAGGGAAUUAAACGUGUGGAAAGUGAUCUGACUUCCAGAAUUUGCAGUGAUUUGUAGAAGGUACAGAGUAUAUCCUGAUUUGGGAAGGUACAGAGGAGUUGAGAAGAGAGUCCAGAGUCAGCUCUCUGAGAAGGUUUUCUAGAAGGGCUGACGAGCUGUUCCUGAAAGUACGCAAUGAAACUGCCUGGAGUGAAAGUCCAGUAUGUGAGGAGAGGGAACAAGAUGGAAAAUAAAUACCUGUGCCUGUAUGGACAGCAAAGGAUGUGGAUGUCUGUAGGAUUUCGGCUUGAGAGUCCUGACUGACUGCCAUCUUGAGUGACAUUUCUCCUAAGAGUGCAGCCUGGGAUGGCCCUCAGCAGAUGAAGAAGGAAGAGAACCCAGAGCUCACUGCAUUUGCCAGGUUUUCCUUCCUGUGACUGUGAUAUUCAUGGGAAUGUCCAAGAGCCAAAGAUUCACUGUUUUUCUCGUGCUGCAGUAAGGCAGCCACGCUAAGCAGACUCAUUUUUGACCUAAGCAGGUUCUCCACUUUCCAUUCAGUGAGACACAUCCUGCUUCUUGAGUUUUGGCAGGUUUCUUUUUUUUUUUUUUUUUUCUUUUUUCCAGGCUUUCUGUGUGAUUUUUCUUGUUCUGUGUGUGCAACCAGUAUUUGUGAGUCUUCUGUUCAAACCAAAUAGGUGCAUGCUGGCAGAAGGACUGGUUCUGCCCUAUUUGAUUCCUGACCCGGAGCUCUUCAAAGUCCAGCUUUUGGCUUCACUGACUUGACUCUCACUUCCUUGGCAACGACAAUAAGAGCGUGUUGGCUCAUCUGGCUGUAGGUUGUUUGCACCUCCCUCAUCUUUCUCUGCUUUUGGUAUCAGGGCUUCCAUUCGGAAGUAUCUGAUGGGACCAGCUGUUUGCAAAGCUGCACCUUGUGUAUCUGAUUACAUGCAGAGUCCGUAUAGGAUGAGAUUAUGCAUUUUCCUGUCAGAAGAGGGCUUUUGCCUAAGAAGACUCAGGGCACUGAGCAUUAAGACAUGUUUUUAAACCCAGCAAUAACUUCUACUAUGCUAGAUUCUGUUGUUUUUUAUCAACUCCAGUGCCAUUUAGACUCACUCACAAAUGCUGUGUAGGAACAAGUUUAUAACUAAACUACAAUUAAUGUUUUUCACAACUGAUGGUCUCUACAUUUUUGACUUGCACGUGUGCCAAGUUCCAUUGGGUGGUGCUGGACACAAUGUUUUUAUUGAUUAUUGGUCCAGACUUGAGUUUGUCAUGUGGCAUAAUCAUCUCUAACAGUCAAGUACUUCUAGCUUUCUCUAUUGGAUACAGAUGUUACAUCGUGAUCUAAUUUAUACAAAGAGCACAUUAGAAUGUAUAUACUAGGCAUUGCCAGAUUCGGACAUGCUAAUAUUUAAAGAUUAACAUUAUUGAAAUGUAUGAUGCAAAAAAAAAAAAAAGUAAUAUUUCUAAUAAAUCUUUUUCUGUUUCUGA